This is a messenger RNA of Naumovozyma dairenensis CBS 421, 2148 nucleotides long. RefSeq names its product Ccz1p (gene CCZ1). The record is from RefSeq and is a predicted model, not a curated record. Lineage: Eukaryota; Fungi; Ascomycota; Saccharomycetes; Saccharomycetales; Saccharomycetaceae. Gene Ontology annotation, cellular component: intracellular membrane-bounded organelle; Mon1-Ccz1 complex. Bases 1 to 2148 code for a protein of 715 amino acids. The transcript has a single exon. Gene Ontology annotation, biological process: vesicle-mediated transport.
AUGUUGAAAUAUAUCACAAUUUUUGAUCCCACAAGAAGCACAAAUGAAAAUGAUACUUUCAAAGAAUUAUUACUAUAUUAUCAAUUCGGUAAUGCGAAGGGUAAUGAAGGGAUAACUGAUAACGAAAAAUUAUCACAAAUUGGUAUCAUUCAAGCUGUUUGGUCAUUGACUCAAUCGUUUGGUGGGAGUUCAAAUGAUGAAGUGGAAAAGAUUAUUGAGUUGGAAAACAACGAUUCCAUUCUUGUAAUUAAAGUCGAGGGGAAAUUCUUUAUCUGUCUUUGUAUUGAAGGGUCUCGUGAUAACACUGACGAUACAAAUAGAAGAAGGAAUAUUAUACCGAAUCAAUUUUAUUUAGGUUAUCUUUGGUUAUGUUAUAAGAUAUUUGUGAUGCAAUAUGAUGAGUUUGCAAACUUUCACGAUAAUGAUAAUGCGAAUGAGAAUAACGGUAAUACAAUUAGAAAACUUUGUGGAUUACUCAAUGAACAUUUUGUUAUAUUCUGGAACAAUAUUUAUUUGAAACCUGAAACUAUUUGGAAAAGAGGAUUUGAAUCAUUAUGGCCAAAGCAUUUUAAAAACGCUGAAUUUAUUUCAACUUCUACUCAGAAUGAAUCAUCAACAUCAACAUCUGCACCGAAUUGGGAAUCUAUGAUAACUCAAAAUAUCUUACUGGAGAAAAAUGGUUAUUUGGGCAUUAAGGAUAUUUUAGUAUAUCAUUUACCAUCUCAAAACAGUACAUCUAAAAAUCAAUUGAAAUUAGGUAAUAAAACUUAUGGAUUAAUAAGUAAUUUUACCACAGAGUUUGAAAUGUUACCGGAUUUUUCUAAUUGGUUGUAUUAUUUGCAUUCAGUUUAUGAUGAGUUAUCUAGUCAUGUACUAGCAGGAAACGCUCAUUAUAAAGAAUUACCCCCGAUAGAAGGUAUUCAUUCGCAACACCGAGGGGUAGACAACGACGAAGAUAAUAAUAAUAAUACCGCUCCCAAUCCAAGCUCAAACCUCACUAAUAUAUCUUCAUUCUCCAAUAAACUAUUCCAUAACUUGACACUCCCCAUAUCAUUUGCAUUAGAUACAGUUCAAGAAAUUGGAUCAACCAUUGGGAUAUCAAAUAGUGUUUCCAUGUAUAAAGAUUAUAUACCUAGUUGGUCGUCAAAUUCGAAUAAUAAUAUUAGUACAACUACAAAUGAUGAGAAUGAAAUUGCCAAGAAUUCAAGGUAUGGAUUUUUAAUUUCCCCAUUAUGUUCAGAUAAAUUACCACUAAACUAUAAAAGAUUACAAUUAAAAUUAAAAUACUCCAAUGAAAUUGCAAAGUUAUACAAUUGUCUAUUUUGGUAUAUGAAUGAUAUUUUAAUAGUAAUAAUUUGUGAUACUAGUUUUGAAAAAAUUUGGGAUCAUGAAUAUUUAAAAGAUUUAAGUUUUAAAUUAUUACAAAGUAUGGAAAAUUUCCAUAAUGAGUACAUAUUAAACGCAACUUCAUCAUCAUCAUCAUUAUCAUCAUCGGCAGUGGAAUCAUUUGCUUAUACUGUUGUACAGAAAAAAUCUUUGAAUAUUAAAUCUUCUAUACCGAGGUGCAGUGGUAGUAGAAUGAUGAUGGAUUCAAUGAGAGAAAAUGACUCCCCUUUGAUGUUAGUCAUUCAAGAAAUUGAUCAAAUCUUUAAUACAACAAAUCCUGAUUCUCGUGGAGCUAGUAAUAAUAGUAGUAGUGGUAAUAAAUGGGGGCUGGAUAUUAUGGGAGGAUUAUUCAAAUUUCAUUCCAAAGAUACCAACAAUAUUAAUACAAUCACAGAGGCUUCGGAAGAAGGAGAGAAUAAUCAAAUAUCAAAGGGGCAAAAAAGAUUGUAUCGGAAUUUUCUUGAUAAUAUAUCAGAAGAUAAGUUAUGGGAAUUACAUUUGAAAAUUACUGAUUUUUUAAAUAUGAUAAAAAAUUCACAAAAGAAAUCAGGUAUUGUAGAAGAAAGAUUGUUACGUUUGGGUAAUGGAUUAUUAUGUUAUAUUAGAGAUGAUCAUGAUAGAUUAGUCAUUAUCAUUAGUAACUGGUUCGAAAUGGAUGAAAAACGAACGAGAUUAUUUACUCGAGGUGAUAGUGAUGAAGAUACUUUGUUGAGAAGUUUAGGUAAAGAUGUCAUGGAAUGGUGGGAUGCAACGACAACGUAG